CCUGACCCAGGCUCGUCGAAUCGGACCCCGUCGAGUCAAGAAACGGAGGCCGCCUCCUUUUCCGUGACACCUUCCUCUCUCCCCGUUCCUCUCUUUUCCCCGCGCAUUAACUGCCCGCGUCCCCCAUGGCCGCCGCCUCACCAUCUUCCUAUCCCCUCCUCCCCUCCGUCUCUCCUCCGGCUUAACCCUCUUCCUCCCCUUUCCUCCCGUUAACCCCAUUCUUAUACGCGCGCGAUCCCGGCCCAUUCUCCCCCCUAUAGCAUGCCCGCCCCGGCUCUCGGGGUUUGAUCGAGCUUGGUCGCGAUGGAUUCGGUGCCUUCUUCUUCCUCCUCCUACUCCUCCUGGGCCGCGCCCUCCACCGGUGCCGCGGGCUCGGGUUCUUGCGUGUGCAUUGACGCGCUGCGGACGGCGUGCGGCAGGUGCGCCGCCGCCGCCGCGCGCGCGGCCGGGUGGGCGCUCGCCGCGCUGCUCACCUGCGUCUUCGCUGUCGUGGGCUCGCUGGUUGGAAUCUUCAUUGGAGCGUUCAUAGGGAUGUCCACGGAAAGCGGCAUGUUCCGGGGUGCUGGUGUGGGAGCAAUCUCUGGCGCUGUCUUCUCCAUUGAGGCUGUUGAAUCGUGCAUUGAAAUUUGGAGGUCCAGCAAUUCAGGAAAAUACAGUAUUCUCUUUGUGCUGGACAUCAUCUCUAGCCUCUUCAGUGGAAGAAUUGUGUGGGAAAAGGUUAGUCCAGCACUGCAGCGUGCAGUGCAAAGCCAGAUGAGUCUACUGACUACACCAUUCAUCGACAAUAGUGACCUUUUCGAAACUGGCAGUACAGGAGGCAUGUCAAGGGAUUUGAUCAGCAGGAUCCCAAAGAUCAGAUUCAGUGUUGCAAGCACUUGUGAUAAGGAAACUGAUAACAGCUGCUGUUCAGUAUGCCUUCAGGAUUUCGGAGCACAACAAUUUGUGAGGGCCUUGCCUCAGUGCCAACACAUAUUCCACGUGCGAUGCAUCGACAAUUGGCUCCUCAGGCAUGCGUCCUGCCCCCUAUGCCGGGCUGGUGUUCAUAUAGACCACAUACAUAUGUAAAUAAACUCACAGGAUGGCACCUGGUGUAUUUUCAUGGGAGCAAACAUUUCAAAUCAGCAACUACUACAUCAUUAAUUUUCAGAUGGCGAAACUCUCUUGUGGUCUCACAAGGGCAAAGGCUUCUCCCUGAAGUAUUUGAGAAGUAUCUGAGGCAACUGCUGGUCCAGUCAGGUUGGAUGGCGAGUUGUAACACGUUGAAGAAAUGGUGACCCAGUGCCAAGGACCUACUGAAACUUUGUGCCACACUUUCUCCAUCAUGCUGUUUGUAGGGAAAGGGACAUGCCUUCUUACAGACGAAUGGAAGAUGCAACAUGAGCCCAGAAUUGAUGGACACACAUUGCCACAACCAUUAAGCUUUUAAUAUGCACUUCUAUGGGUGUCGUUAGAGAGGUAAAUAGACCACACCGAUCUGCAGGACUCAGGUUUUGAGUCUACAACGUCAGAACUCUUGCUUGGUGUAAAAGGGUUAAGAACCAGACCUAAUGUCAAAAACUCAAGGUAGAAGGAAAGAUGUGAAGUCAAAGUAUAGAAGCAAAGCUCUCACA
Phragmites australis (common reed) is the source of this 1610-nucleotide messenger RNA. Its product is annotated as NEP1-interacting protein 2-like. The record is from RefSeq and is a predicted model, not a curated record. Lineage: Eukaryota; Viridiplantae; Streptophyta; Magnoliopsida; Poales; Poaceae. The transcript has 6 exons. The coding region runs from base 304 to 1065 and encodes 253 amino acids.